AUGGAAACUACUGGAGCUUCUGGCCUUCCCCGCAAAUUCACCAUCCAGAGCAACUUCGGGAGGGCAAGGCAACACCGCAGCCGAAAGAAUCGCCCAUGUGAUGUAUGCCGAAAGCGCAAAACUGCUUGUAUCAUCACGAUCGAGCCGCCGUGUCUCUUUUGCAAGAGGAAAGGAUUGAUAUGCCAAUCUCAAGCUGAAGCCCAAAGUUCGAUUGUCACAGAAGAGCCUGUAAUGCCAAGCCCUGCAGCUUCGAGUCAAUUGUCUCAGGACCUCGGUCAAAGAUUCGCUCCUGUAGUCGUUGCCCGUGAUAGCCUCUUGGACCAGUCAACCUCCUGUGGCGGAGAGAUAGUGGCGCCCCCCAACCUGGACAUCCCUGCUUUCCACACCCCGACAGAUUCUGUUUACACUCUCGAGGAUAACCCGGGCACAACGGCGCAUUCCAUGGGCCUAGCCUCCGAACAAGACCCCUACUUCAUUGACGCCUUCCGUUCUGUUCUUGUGAGUGAGCGUGAUGGGAUUGAUGCCGACUUACUUCAAGUCUUCGAAGGCGGGUCAGACCCUGAUGAGCACCCUGUUCAUUUCUUGCUGCUCCAUGACGAGUUCCCCACCCACAGGAACGCUGCGAAGCACGCAGCAGCUGAGGCUAUUGAGAAUAUUGUAUGGCCGCAUGGUCCAGCUCUUGUUCGCCUUUACUUUCGUCACGUUCAUUCCACCUUGCCCAUCAUCUCUAAAUGUCGUUUCCUGAGACAGUACGCCACUGCCAAGGAUACAAUUUCAGCUUCCCUCCGAGGUGCCGUCUACGCGUUGGCUUGUGUCUUCUGGAAUCGAGAUUCGUCCCUCGUAAACCCGUGCCCUUUCUCCCAAGAUGAGAUUGUCGACCAUGCUCAAGAGUCUCUCCGAAGAGAGCUUGAGGCGCCAAACCUCUCAAGGUUGCAAGCCUCAAUCCUACUAAUGCACAUGAUGCCACCUGAUAUAGAUAGUGUGGAAACACCAUACACUUGGAUUAUGGCUGCUCAGGUCGCCGCUUGCGCCCAAAUGAUAGGCCUUCAUCAGGAAUCUGCACAAUGGCAUAUUUCCCCAUGGGAGAAGAGUUUACGGAGGAAGCUGUGGUGGGCGUCCUUCUUGACUGACUGCUGGUCAUCAGUCUGCCAUGGAAAUCCUCCGCACAUUGGCAACGACACAUUUACAACGCUACCUCCUAAUUUAGACGAUCUUCGAUUUGACGAAGAUGUACCCAGCGACUUACAACACAUGGUAGACUUCACUGAUAGGACUUUUCGGGUGUCUGAUGGAGCCCGGUUUCUGGAGAUGGUCAGCAUCUCUCGGCAUUUACGUAGUAUCUUAGACUGUAGCUGGUUCCCUUCAUCUCUCGUAUUACGCUACUCAAGUACUCUUGUUUCGGGGCCUCAUGUAUCCUGCAACGAGGGAGGCAAAAACUACACCUGGUUCCAACCUUCGCCGGUGGCAGUCAGCCGCGCUCUCAGAGUUUGAGCUGUUUGUACUCUUUGUAAAUUCUAUCAGCGAUGAGGAGAUUAAAGGAUUCUGGGGUCGACGUGAGUUAGCCACUGCUAUUAAUCCGACCGCUAAACAGCGCAGACGCUCGAUCACAAUUCAUAUUGUGUGGCAACUUCCUCAUACAUUUGUUUCUGCUCGCAACAGAACCACAUGAUGUUGAGACAGCCUAUCGAUUAUUGGAAACCUUCCAGCAAGCCAUCCAGCGGCUUGAGAGCACUGGAGAUUCUGCAGCAUUGCUCAUGCUUCGGCCAACUGUCCUACGCAUCAAUUCAUUCUUUAUACAGGCUUCUGAGCUCAUUCGAAAUGGGCGCAGUGUAAUCAAUACUUCUCCAGCCAUGACUUGACGGUUAUUUCACGACUCAAGUCAACGUGGGAAGUUCAAGGUGUAUAUAAAGUCAAGAUGUGCUUGACGAGCAUGAGCUCGAUUAAGAAGCAUGGCAUGGAGAUUGUGGUUAUUUGAGCAAGUCGCUCACAAUAGACAUAAACAAAGACGAACGGCAAUUGCGGCUUUGCUGAGUGUCUGAAACGCGAUGGACAGGCUAGCAGCCAUUAAUCGAUCGAUGUUCC
Messenger RNA from Parastagonospora nodorum SN15, 2082 nucleotides. RefSeq lists its product as hypothetical. Gene Ontology annotation, cellular component: nucleus. Gene Ontology annotation, molecular function: zinc ion binding; DNA-binding transcription factor activity, RNA polymerase II-specific; DNA binding. NCBI's taxonomy places the organism in Eukaryota, Fungi, Ascomycota, Dothideomycetes, Pleosporales, Phaeosphaeriaceae. The coding region runs from base 1 to 1491 and encodes 496 amino acids. The transcript is spliced from 3 exons. The record is from RefSeq and is a predicted model, not a curated record. Gene Ontology annotation, biological process: DNA-templated transcription.